Aplysia californica (California sea hare) is the source of this 828-nucleotide messenger RNA. Its product is annotated as serine/threonine-protein phosphatase with EF-hands 2-like. The transcript is spliced from 4 exons. The record is from RefSeq and is a predicted model, not a curated record. NCBI's taxonomy places the organism in Eukaryota, Metazoa, Mollusca, Gastropoda, Aplysiida, Aplysiidae. The coding region runs from base 1 to 828 and encodes 275 amino acids.
AUGGACCAGAUUACAAAGGAGGCCAAUCCAGAUCCAGAGAAACUCAAUGAACUCAUGUUUGCAGACAACUUGGCAAUGAUGAACAGCAAAACACAACUGCAGAAGCAUACGAAGCAACUAAACGUGAGGUUCGAGAAAUAUGACAUGAAGAUAGGUGUUAGCACGACCGAGAUCAUGACAGCAGGACACCAGACGAACUGGAUAUCCGCAUCAUAUAAUGAUGACGUGUUGCUACCGCCCCAGCUGCUGACUGUGUUCUCGGCCUCUGGCUACUACGAGGAGAACAGCAACAAGGGCGCCUAUGCCAAGGUCAUGCGGCAGACGAACAAGGUGAAGAUCGAGCAGGAGCCCGGAGUACCGGAAGUACAGCUGGUGCAGUACAUGGCGCCCAGUCGCGGGUCGCGCCGGCUCACAUUCACAGAGCGAAUCAGCCACCUGGAGAGGUCCGCCUUACAGAAUGUGAAAGAGUUAAUCCUGGCCAACCAGUCGUGCCUGGAGGCAGAGUUUGCCAAGUUGGACCCCGAGGAGACAGGCGAGAUCUCUGCAUGUGCCUGGUGCCAGGUGAUGGAGUCGGUGCUGGCCCUAGACGUGCCGUGGCGCAUGCUCCGCUCCCGACUGGUCAGUUCCCGCGCCCGGGCGGGUCAGCAGAACGUCCUGUACCACUCCACCUUCCUGGAGCGGCGCGCUAGUCUGAGGGAGUCGAUGGUCAGUACAUGGGGCCUGGCUGGGCCUGUGUCUUCUCUCCGUCCGUCUCCUCCUGGCUCUUUCCUUCUGUUCUCUAUCGAGAACACGACAUAUUCUCAAGUCAUUCUCUUUUGUUGUCUUUGA